Symbiodinium natans is the source of this 657-nucleotide messenger RNA. The record is from the annotation of a GenBank genome assembly. NCBI's taxonomy places the organism in Eukaryota, Dinophyceae, Suessiales, Symbiodiniaceae.
AUGGAUCAAAGGCUAAAUGGGGUGAAGCCGAGCCGUGUUUUGUUAGAGGCCCAAGUGCCUCGUGGCGUCCGCGCGGCAGUGGUUUCCCGCCCGCAGGAACUGCACAGGCACCGGAAGAGGCUGGAUGGCUUUGGCAAGGAUGCUCCGCGAGGGGAUGUCAAGACCUUGGGAGCCUGCCGGGAGCUCUUGAAGGACGAGGACUGGUUCGCUCGAAAGACGGCCGUUGACACAUUGAAGAAGGUGGCAGCGCCGGGAGAGGAGACGGAGCUGGCCCUACUCUACAAACACCUUGAGGACGAGGACAUAUUUGUACGAGAGGCUGCCGUGGACGCCAUCGCAGAGGUGGCGCAGCCGGAGGAUGCCGUGGCCGUGUCCAAAGUGUCCUUGCGUUUGGCUGACGAGGACUGCUUCGUGCGUGCGCGAGCCGUGGUGGCGCUUGGUCGCUUGGGACGCAAGGGUGAUGCCCGGACCCUGGCGCUUCUUGAGGACAUGUUCGAGGAUGGCUUUGUGCCUGUGAGGAAGCGCGCACUGGAAGCGGUGGAGACGUUGGCGCCCGUGAGCGAAACCCUCCUCAAUCGCCUGAGGGUGGUGGCACGUGAGGAUGCCGACCGCGGCGUUCGCGAGGCUGCAAAGGAGGUGCUGUCCAGGCUUGGCUAG